Molecule: messenger RNA, 2130 nt
Organism: Fimicolochytrium jonesii
Lineage: Eukaryota; Fungi; Chytridiomycota; Chytridiomycetes; Spizellomycetales; Powellomycetaceae
Product: P-loop containing nucleoside triphosphate hydrolase protein
Exons: 2
Cellular component (GO): nucleus; intracellular anatomical structure
Molecular function (GO): ATP binding; RNA binding
Source: RefSeq, a predicted model, not a curated record
AUGCCGGCCCAUCUCAGAAGCAGGCCGCUGGUCCAUCCGGACGAUAUUGCGAUACCAAGGGAAUUGGAAAACAACAAACUGCCUAUUUUCACGCGGUAUCAGGAGAUUAUGGCUGCGAUUGAUAACAACGCGGUUACGAUUCUGGCUGCGGAGACGGGAGCGGGUAAAACCACGCAGAUCCCGCAGUUCAUCCUCGCGCACGAGAACUUAAAGCGAGCGAAGGAAGGUGGGACGAACACGACGAAUAUCGUCAUCACCCAACCACGUCGUAUCGCUGCCAUCUCCGUCGCGCAACGUGUCGCGAACGAGAGGGGUGAACAGGUCGGUCGCAACUCCGCCAUCGGAUACACGGUGCGAUUCGACGAUAAGCGCCCAACCACCGACCCAGCCAACGGCCACGCCAUCUUCUGCACGUCCGGAAUCCUGCUGAAACGGUUACAGCAAGACCCGCAACUCCGCAACGUCUCCCACAUCAUCCUCGACGAAGUCCACGAACGUGAUUUGAACACCGACCUCCUCCUCAUCAUCGUCCGCCAACUCGUCAAAGCCCGCCCGGACCUCCGCGUCAUCCUCAUGUCCGCCACCGCCGAAACGGAGUUGUUCCAAUCCUACUUCAGAGGCUUCGGCACCGUCGGCCCGGACCGGUCCCCGCCUAUCAUCAACGUCAAGGGACGCAUGUUCCCUGUUGAGCAGCAUUUCCUCGAAGACAUCGAGCACCUCCUCCAGGCUCCCCGAGCCCUGCCCGCCCGGUUCAACCCAAGCAAGGAAUCCGUGCAUUGGUACCGCAACGAAACGGGCCCGAUGAUAGCCGCGCGUGGCGACGACCCGGUGCCGUACGACUACAUCGAAGCUUUGAUUGCCCAUAUCGCAACCUGCAGGGACGAAGGCGCCAUUCUCGUAUUCUUGCCCGGUUGGCAGGAGAUUGAUACGCUGCAGCAACGGUUGAGGGAGGAUGAGCGGUAUCGGGUGGGCUUUGCGAAUGAGAGGAUGUUUAGGAUUUUUCCGCUGCAUUCGCAGGUGCCGACGGAUAAGCAGCAGGCGGUAUUUGAGCCGGCGCCUCCUGGGGUGAGGAAGAUUAUUUUGUCAACCAAUAUUGCGGAGACUAGUGUUACGAUCAACGACGUAGUGUACGUAAUCGACCUCGCCAAACUCCGCAUGAACUCCUACGACGCCGACCGCCGCAUCUCCUCCCUCAACUCCGUCUUCGCCUCCCUCUCCAACCUCCGCCAACGUUCCGGUCGUGCCGGGCGAGUCAGGCCCGGAAUGUACUUCUCCCUCCUCUCCCACAAACGCAAGCAACGGUUACCUUACUCCAUGCCACCGGAGUUACUCCGUGUGGAUCUGCAGGCGACGGUGUUGAAGGUCAAAUCUCUGAAUUUGGCCCGGCGUGUCGCGGAUGUGUUUGCCGCUGCGCCACAGUCGCCGAACCCGGGGGCUGUUAUUCGUGCGGUGCAAGAUUUGCAGAGUCUAGGCGCGCUGGAUUCGAAGGAGGAGCUGACGACCAUCGGGCAGGUGUUGUCGAAUAUGCCUGUCGACCCGUGGAUCGGUAAAAUGGUGUUGGAAGCUGCCACGCUGGGGUGUUUGGACCCUAUUUUGACUAUUGCGGGCGGAAUGGAGAUCGGCCGUGGGAUUUUCGCGAUCCACCCUGACGAGAAGGAUAAAGGCCGCGCGCAUAUCCUGACGCGGUAUGCGCGGGACACGGAGAGCGACCACCUUACGCUGUUGCAGGCUUUCCGCGGGUGGAAGAAGGUCCACGAUAAUGGCCGGUUCGCGGAUUCGAAACAGUAUGCGUUCAGGAAUUACCUGCAUCACACCAGUUUGCAGAAUAUUGAGCGGAGCAGGCAGCAGUUGUUGAAGAUUUUGGAGGAUGCUGGGUUUGUGUCGAGGCAACGGAGACGUGAUGUUGGCGAGGAGGCGGGUGCUGCUGUGGCGAGGAGUAGUGGGUUGGAGGGGAUGGUUGGGGAUGAACGGAGCAAUGCACUGGCGCACAAUUUUGCGCUUGUUAGAGCUGUCAUUUGCGGCGCGCUGUACCCCAACGUUGCGGAGAUCACGGGCAAGGAUGAAUAUGCGACCGCUACGGUUAGCAGGUUGCGACUCACCACCGCAAGCGUCAACAGCAUGCGUGGAUUG